GGCAAAAAAAGGCGGAGAUGACAUGGUUGCACCACUAGAGUCGACUCUGAAUUCGGAACUAAGCUGUUUCAAGUCUUCUCGGAAGAACUUUUCGCUCUCGGAGCUUGAGGAAGCAAUCGAUAACUUCAGUGAUGAAAAUUUGAUAGGGAAAGGAGGGUAUGCAGAAGUUUACAAAGGGCAACUAAAAACUGGAAUGUAUAUUGCGGUUAAGCGGCUAAUGAAUGGCUCGCCAGACGAGACGACUAUUGAUUUCUUGUCUGAGCUUGGAAUUAUAGUUCAUGUUGAUCAUCCCAAUAUUGCUAAAAUGAUCGGCUACGGUGUUGAGGGGGGAAUGCACCUUGUUCUUCAAUUGUCCCCCCAUGGAAGCCUGGCCUCGAUACUUUACGGUCCUAGGGAGAAACUGAACUGGAGCCUCCAAUUCAAGAUUGCCGUAGGGACUGCCGAAGGCCUUGGCUAUCUUCAUGAAGGUUGCCAGCGAAGAAUUAUCCAUAAAGAUAUCAAGCCCGCAAACAUAUUGCUUUCAGAGCAUUUAGAUGCUCAGAUUUCAGAUUUUGGCCUUUCAAAGUGGUUACCUGAUCAAUGGACUCAUCAUACCGUCUCUAAAGUCGAAGGCAAAUUUGGUUACCUAUCUCCCGAGUUGUUCAUGCACGACAUAGUCGAUGAAAAAACGGAUGUCUAUGCUUUUGGCGUACUGCUGUUGGAGCUCAUCACAGGGAAGCAAGCCGUCGACAGUUCACACCGAAGCCUUGUUAUCUGGGCAAAACCAUUGAUUGCAGAAAAUAAAAUCAAGGAGCUCAUCGAUCCAACCCUCGAGGAUGACUAUGAGCUGAACGAGUUAAAACGUUGUGUAGCAACAGCUUCGAUCUAUAUAGAUCAGUCUGCGAUAGAUCGACCACAAAUGAGCCAGGUUUUAUCCAUUCUUAAAGGUGAUGUUAGCUGCCUUGAGAUUCUGAAAGAGCAGUCCGCUCAUCGGAGGACUUACUCCGAAGAGAUCUUCGAUGUGGAAGAAUAUAACUUAACCAAGUGCUUGAAUGAUCAAAAUAGUUGA
This is a messenger RNA of Hibiscus syriacus, 1048 nucleotides long. Its product is annotated as receptor-like cytosolic serine/threonine-protein kinase RBK2. Gene Ontology annotation, molecular function: protein kinase activity; ATP binding. The transcript has 7 exons. Gene Ontology annotation, biological process: protein phosphorylation. The record is from RefSeq and is a predicted model, not a curated record. The annotation marks the transcript as partial. NCBI's taxonomy places the organism in Eukaryota, Viridiplantae, Streptophyta, Magnoliopsida, Malvales, Malvaceae.